UUUAAAAACAAAAUGGCACUCGCUGGAGUCUGUGGAUUUCAACAAAAUGUUUCAAAGAGCCCUUCCAUGCUCGGAAACGGAAUUUGCGAAAAUCUUAUAGAUGAAGCCAUUCAUUCGUCACAUAACUUUACUAUGCCUAGUAAUUUUGAUCCUGUAGAAAAUUUGAAGCAGUUUACAGACCCUAAAAGUGAUGUGAAAAUUCAGUUUAAUCAUGGAACUACAACACUAGCUUUCAAAUUCCAACAUGGUGUAAUUGUAGCUGUUGAUUCAAGAGCCACAGCUGGAUCAUGGAUUGCUUCACAGACAGUAAAGAAAGUAAUAGAGAUAAAUCCUUACCUACUGGGUACCAUGGCUGGAGGUGCUGCAGACUGUGCCUACUGGGAACGUGUUCUAGCAAAACAUUGCAGAAUUUAUGAAUUACGAAACAAAGAAAGAAUAUCAGUGGCAGCAGCAUCUAAAUUAUUAGCAAAUAUUGUAUAUGGUUACAAAGGGAUGGGUUUAUCUAUGGGUACCAUGAUUUGUGGAUGGGAUAAAAAGGGUCCAGGUUUAUACUAUGUUGACAGUGAUGGACAGAGGAUGACCAAUUCAAUCUUCUCUGUGGGAUCAGGUUCACUGUAUGCCUAUGGUGUAUUAGACAGUGGUUACAAAUGGGACCUAACAGUAGAUGAGGCUUUAGAUCUUGGAAGGAGAGCUAUUUAUCAUGCCACACACAGAGAUGCUUACAGUGGUGGUGUGGUUAAUUUGUACCAUAUGAAAGAAACGGGAUGGGAGUUCAUAUCUCAGACAGAUGUUUUAGAUCUACAUUACAAAUACCAGGAGGAAAAACAAGCCAGGCGAUGAUCACAGUUGAUUGUAGACAUUAACAUUUUAGCUUUUUGGACUAUCCAUUUAAUGGAUAUUAAAUUGAAUACAUAUGUGCAAAUCUUGAGAACAUUAAAUGACAUAAAUUUUGUGAUACUUACAUGUAUGAGUCAAAAGUGCUAAAAUCAUCUUUGUUAAAUAAAUGUUGAAACUUUCA
Molecule: messenger RNA, 1018 nt
Organism: Mytilus californianus (California mussel)
Lineage: Eukaryota; Metazoa; Mollusca; Bivalvia; Mytilida; Mytilidae
Product: proteasome subunit beta type-5-like
Exons: 7
Coding region: 13-840 (275 amino acids)
Cellular component (GO): proteasome core complex
Molecular function (GO): threonine-type endopeptidase activity
Source: RefSeq, a predicted model, not a curated record